AUGAGUGGCUGGAAAAAAGCAAAAAGAUAUGGUGAGAAUGAUAUAGCAUUCAUCAUAUACACGGCGUUUCCAUUUUAUCUGACACGUGCAAAGGCCGUACGGCUCACGUGGAUAUCUCGUGUAACUAAUUAUUAUUUUCUGAGCUCUGUUCCUGAUCCUAGUUUACCUAUCACUGUCACAAAUAAUACCGGCGAAGAUUAUCAAUCAAAUACCAAAAAGAUUUUUUAUGGGUUAGAGCUCAUAUAUAAAGCUCAGUUAUCUAUUCCUGCAUCUUCACGCCACAAAUGGUAUUUUUUAGUUGGCUGCGAUACAUAUGUAAACGUGCCACAUCUACUGAAACGACUUGAUGCUUACGAUUUUCAAAUACCACACUUUAUUGGGGGUUCAGUUGGAACUCAGAUCUGCUUUCAUCGGAAUGGAACGACGUACAAAAGUCUGUUUGUCGGAGGUAAUACAGCACAUGUGUAUAGUGCGGCUCUCGUGCACGCUAUUUAUCCACAUCUGUUUCAAUACGUAAAUUCGAUCUGGCCGCAACCAAAUCAUACGUCUUCUGGACAAUCUGAUGUGGCUUUAUCUUGUCUAAUAUUUCAUUUAGGAUUCAAUAUGACAAUCGUACCUGGAUUCUGGAGAAAUACACCUGAUAAAACUAUUCAGGAAUUUGGGUUAACUGAAGCUUUGUCCGAGAAGGAACCAAGCAGUUAUCAUUACGUUAAACCAGAACAAAUGAUCGAUUUAGACGAGUUUUACGUUUAUCAAUAUGUUGAUCGCCUAAUUAAUGAUCGAAAUUGGAAUGAAUUGAAGCAUUUCAUUCGACUUUUUAUCGGAACACAUUAUAAAAUAUUGCGCAAAAAUUACAGAGAACGUCUAGAAAUCAAUUAA
This is a messenger RNA of Adineta ricciae, 879 nucleotides long. Lineage: Eukaryota; Metazoa; Rotifera; Eurotatoria; Adinetida; Adinetidae. The record is from the annotation of a GenBank genome assembly.